CUCGACAGGCAUGAGUCCUGCUGCGAAUUGUACUAAUUUUCGCGACACAGACAAAGGAGGUUUCAACAUGUCGAAUGCGACGACGAAAGAUUAUGACGACGAUGAAUAUGUUGCCAAAUUACUCGCCGAAGACGCAAGGCAGAGUUCGAUCAAGUAUGCAUCCCAAGGAAUGUCGGCACUUUUACCCAAGAAAACAUCUGGUGGCUCGGGAUUGAAGCCCAACACCCGUUUUCUCAAGACCCUCGUUCGCGAAGCAGACAGUCACAAUGCGGCGUUGAAGAAGAGGGAAGAAUUCGAGGCCAGGGCACGUCUUCGAGCCAUUAAGGAUGACCGAAGAAGAUCAGAGGCCGACCGACGAACCCGAAGAGAACAUGACAGAGAUGAGCGCCACAGGUAUCGAGAAGAAAGACCAAGAAGAGAACCUGAAAGAAAGAGGCGUCGUCUGAGUCACAGCGAUUAUGAUGACCAUGAGGGGAAAAGAACCAGACACUCCAGGGAUUCUAGGGACAGCAGAUCAUCACGAAAGACUCGACGCAGUAUAAGUCCCGAUAGAGAACUCAGCAGGACUAGAGACACAGGGCGAAGGACGAGAAGAGAUGAUGGUGAUCAUGAUGAAAAGGACCAGUCUCGGCACAGAUCGCGGCAGAGGAGACGUCAAGAGAACCACAAGUCUCUGCGAUUGUCCAGGUCACGUUCCAGAUCUUUGGACAACUCCCACGACCGGAAAGACGACAUAGUCAAGAAGGCAUCUCACAAAACACACAGACAUCGCAGGCAAAGAUCUGACUCUUCAACACCAUCUGAUCCUCUGAGGUCGAUGGUUGGCCCGAUCCCUCUCGAUCAUUCCUCGACGACGGCAAGAACAACAACAACAAAACGAGGACGAGGGUUCACUUCAGGAGGUCAAUCUUCCAACAUUGAUGCGCAUUUCGAUUCCAACUAUGACCCUUCGUUGGAUGUCGGUGCCGAUCUUCUCGAAUCGGACGACGAGGCGGCCGACUGGGACAAUGCUCUGGAGGCACUUCGGGACCGCAGAGCGUGGCGCGAAAAACAAGUCGAUCGUCUCCGCGAGGCUGGCUUCGAUGAUGACCAGAUUCGACGGUGGGAGAGCAGUACGACUUCCAAAUCCCGGUUGGAUGACGGUGGUGGUGGUGUUGGAGACCCCCAGAAUGUGACGUGGUCGAAAAAGGGCGAGCAGAGAGAAUGGGACGUUGGAAAGAAGAGUGCGUUUGACCAGAGUGGUUGUGAUGAUGAUGAUGAUGAUGAUGAUGCUGUCGAUGACACGUCGUCCAAGGCUACGGAGGGCAAUGACCGAAACCAAGGGAGGAAGCGCAAAGGUGGGAGAGCAGUCGGUGAAGCGUGGCGUGGAAAGGACAAUGGCCUGUUGAAGCAAUUUCGUAGUGCGCUGGGUUGAUGGUUCUCCGGGGUUCCGAUUUGCAUGGCAAAACACCCGGGGGAUCCUACACACUGUGAAUACUUCGCGGUUCUCUCUGGAUAGCUUGCAGAGAGAGAUUAAACACCUGGUCGAAGGGGCCUUUCCAGAUUGGAAAAACAACCACAUAAUGAUCCUUCUUUUUGUUGAAAAUAAAAGUCUUAUUA
Messenger RNA from Exophiala oligosperma, 1599 nucleotides. RefSeq lists its product as uncharacterized. The transcript has a single exon. The record is from RefSeq and is a predicted model, not a curated record. Bases 11 to 1414 code for a protein of 467 amino acids. Lineage: Eukaryota; Fungi; Ascomycota; Eurotiomycetes; Chaetothyriales; Herpotrichiellaceae.